Messenger RNA from Ctenocephalides felis (cat flea), 1198 nucleotides. RefSeq names its product protein Wnt-7b (gene Wnt2). The transcript has 7 exons. The record is from RefSeq and is a predicted model, not a curated record. Gene Ontology annotation, biological process: multicellular organism development; cell fate commitment; positive regulation of JNK cascade. Gene Ontology annotation, molecular function: frizzled binding; cytokine activity. Bases 1 to 1095 code for a protein of 364 amino acids. Gene Ontology annotation, cellular component: extracellular region. NCBI's taxonomy places the organism in Eukaryota, Metazoa, Arthropoda, Insecta, Siphonaptera, Pulicidae.
AUGCGUACACCAGAACAAAGUGCAAAACUAAUUAGUGAACUAAUUGAAGAGUGCAUCCCCGAAAAUACGUUAAAGUCCGUAAGUUCGAGCCUAGAAGCGCAAGUAAUUUGUGCUCGGAUACCAGGAUUGGAAGCCCGGCAACGCGAGAUUUGCCGGCAGUCACCAGACGCCCUGGUAGCUGUCGGUGAAGGGACAGCACUUGGGGCAGCCGAGUGCCAACACCAGUUCAGACACCGCCGAUGGAACUGCACCAGUUUGGGAGAUGAUAAUGUUUUCGGUCAUCUCAUGCUUCCUGGUUCCCGCGAGGCAGCCUUCAUGUACGCCGUGACUAGCGCGGCGGUGGCGUACGCCGUUACCGCUGCAUGCGCCCGAGGGAACAUUUCAGCGUGCGGGUGUGAUACAUAUAAACAAAGCGCAUUUCGAACUGUCAGCAGCUGGAAAUGGAGUGGAUGCGGAGCUGAUGUCGGAUUCGGUAUCAGGUUCGCCAGAAAAUUCCUGGACGCACGAGAAAUCGAACAGGACGCACGAAGCAUGAUGAAUUUACAUAACAACAAAGCUGGAAGAAAGGCCGUCAAGGAUAAUUUGAGAACGGAAUGCAAAUGCCACGGCGUCUCAGGAUCAUGUACAAUGAAGACUUGUUGGAGAUCUUUACCAACAUUUCGAAAUGUUGGGAAUUAUUUAAUGAAGAAAUAUUAUCGCGCUCGUCUAGUUGUCGCUAUUUAUGGAAUUAAACAGCAAACACGAAUAUCAAACUUGUUCAAUAAAGACGAUGGUUUAAGUUUGAUUAUAAAGCGAGCUAAAUCGAAUGGAUUAGUAGGAAAACAGAUUUUUCCUAAGAUAAACGAUUUUGUGUAUCUGCAAGCUUCGCCAAAUUAUUGUGAAGCAGAUUUGACCACUGGAAGUUUGGGAACAAGAGGCAGAACUUGCAACAGAACCGGAACAGGUAGUGAUGGCUGCGAUAUAAUGUGCUGUGGCCGAGGGUACAACACUCAUCAGAAUAUUCGAAGUUGGCAAUGUGAAUGCGAAUUUCAUUGGUGUUGCUACGUGAACUGUAGGACGUGCACGGAAGUUAAAAAUAAAUAUACGUGCAAAUAAUGCAAACAAAUACGAUUAAAUAAAAAACAUAGGCAAAUAAAUGUAUAAUUGCUUAUACUAAAUGCUAGAAACAAACGAGAAUCUCGCCUAGUUUGCACCAGGC